Messenger RNA from Papilio machaon (common yellow swallowtail), 1017 nucleotides. Its product is annotated as odorant receptor 10a-like. Gene Ontology annotation, biological process: detection of chemical stimulus involved in sensory perception of smell; sensory perception of smell. Gene Ontology annotation, molecular function: olfactory receptor activity; odorant binding. Lineage: Eukaryota; Metazoa; Arthropoda; Insecta; Lepidoptera; Papilionidae. The transcript has 3 exons. Gene Ontology annotation, cellular component: plasma membrane. The coding region runs from base 1 to 1017 and encodes 338 amino acids. The record is from RefSeq and is a predicted model, not a curated record.
AUGAGGAACUUUAUAUUAAAAUUUAAAAAUAAGUUAACUGAUAAUUCUUUUGAAAAUCUCAUUUGGUUGAUCAAUCUCUUCCCUAAUAUGUUAGGUUUCUCUUAUUUUGGUGUUAAAAUUAAAGGUAAAUGUUACAAUGGCAUCUGGAAAAGUUUAAUAAAUCUUCUCGAACUUGCUAAUAAGAACAACAACAUGGCAAUGGAGUCUGAAACAAGUGCUGAUAAACUUAAACAAAUAAUAAAAUCUAUCAAAAAAUUAAUAAUUAUUUGGUACUUAUUUCAUUUAAUAAACGGAGUUUUUGUGUUCAUACCAAAAAGAAUAUCAGAAAUGAAUGAUUGUUCAUUAUCGUCUUGUGUUGGAUUAAAACCACUAUCGGAAAGACCAAAUAAAGAAGCAUGUAUGGUGAUCCUGACUGCACAUGCAUUAUUUUGUAUAAUCACAACCGCAGCCUAUGAUGCAACAUUUUUGUUUUUAUUUGCUCACACGGCAUCCAUGUUUGAGAUUCUAAAAGAAGAAACAAUAUCUUUAAAUGAAAUUUACCAAACUUCAAAAUAUGAGCACCUUGAAGACACACAAAUCGUUACGGAAAGACUUAAAAACCUAAUAAAUCGUCAUUCCUUAAUUUUGCAUACAGUUAAAAAAAUACAAAGUAUAUACAAUAUUGCCGUUGGUAUAAGUUUAGGUUUAGAAGCGAUUUCGAUGUGUUUGUUCUUUGUGUUACCGUUUGAGGCAGUUUUAAACUUAGUGCCGAUUAUAAUUCAUGGUCUUUCAAUGUUCUUCUUGUAUUGUUAUCAAGGACAGAAGAUAACCACUGCUGCAGAGGGAUUUGAAAUGGCGGUGUAUUGCUGUGGAUGGGAAAACUUUGAUAUUAAGGAACAGAAAAUGAUAUUAAUUAUGUUGAGACAAUCACAAAAGCCUGUUAUAUUAAAAGCAGCAUCGGUAGCCCCGAUUUGUAUAUAUUCAUUUGCUUGUACUAUGCAGUCUAUCUAUAAAUUAGUUACUGCGUUCAAAACUUAA